Messenger RNA from Orbicella faveolata, 2048 nucleotides. RefSeq lists its product as uncharacterized. The record is from RefSeq and is a predicted model, not a curated record. Gene Ontology annotation, molecular function: metal ion binding; protein binding. NCBI's taxonomy places the organism in Eukaryota, Metazoa, Cnidaria, Anthozoa, Scleractinia, Merulinidae.
UUAAUUCAACUUCCCUUUUUUCAAAGGUCCCAUUGUCGGACAUGUUCUGCAGCAGUGUGUGUUACUUGUCAUGUGGUAGUUAAUAAUGCUAUCAAGGUGUGUACAAGAUGUCUUCUUAAACAAAAAGAGGAUGAGCUGAGUACACAGAAAGCUCUCUCAGCUAUUGAAGAGGCCAGAACUGGAAGAGGUGAUUCCAUGUCUUCUGUGAGAUCAGAUACAUUUGUAGUUGUACCUUCAGUCAGUCGUCUAACCCCAGAGCAAAAGAAAGAGUCCUUGUUUGAAGCUGCCAAGAUAGGGGAUCACUACUCAAUGGUUACUCUUCUGAAUGACAAUGUUGAUGUGAAUAUUAGGGAUACAGACAAGAACACUCCUUUAUUUUUUGCGGCAGAAGGUGGACAUCUUCCAUGUGUGGCUCUUUUAAUGGAACGGAAUGCAGAUGUAACAGCAAUAAACAAUAAAUCUUGGACCCCUCUUCAUGCAUUAGCUUGGAAAGGUUCAAGUGAUAGCCAUGUCGAGAGUGGUGAACUUCUUAUUCAGAUGGGUGUUCCCAUUUUUGCCUUGACAGAUACAGUAGAGACUGCUGCUGACCUUGCAGCUCGUUCUGGUGGCAAGCAGGAACUGGUGCAGCUAUUGAGAGCUGUAGAAGUGGAUGUUGCAGUACAGAAAUUACAAGAGAAGCUACAAAGCCCUUCAGGUUUGCCGACCAAGGAUCCAAUGUUGAAGCUGUACGUUGCUACAGUGGUGAGACAUAUCACAGAAAACAUGCCGCCGGACAGUCCUAAGACGAAAGGCAAUGAGGUAAAGAGUCUACGAUCCUUAAAGACACCAGAGCUGAUGAGAAGGGUUCAAGAUAUGACUAAAUCCCUCGAUAGGGGACUCCGUAAGCACAACUCCUGUGAAGAACUCAGAUCUGAAACCACUGUUCCAGGCACCUGGCUUUUCGGUACCAGUUCCCCAUCAGCCAACAUUCCAAGAGCUGACGUUGAACCAGUUAUCAGACCGGAUUUGUUACCUUCAGUGAUGGUCAACCCAUCAAGACUCGAGGAGAGAUUGGUAAAAUGUCAAGCGGAGAAAGACGACGCAGAACAGCGCUGUAAAAGACUAAUGCAGUCUAUAGCUAGUGCAGCUGAGGCGCACGAAAAGGAGGUCUCAAGAUUGCAGCAGGAAAUAGAUAUUGCGAGAGAACAGAAGGACAUUGCUAUUAAACGGUGCGAAGCCACGUUUGUCAACAAAAUGGCGAAAAUUCGGCAAGAAACGGAGGCAGCUAUCCAUGAGGCAAACGCACGGCUUAAUCAAGCAGAGAGGGACCGGGCCGAGGUACUCCAUCUUCAGAAUACAUUCAGAUUAUCGUGGGUCCCGGAUGAGCUUGUCAACUACUGUUCCAACAACAAGUGUCGAGCACCCUUCACACAGACAAGAAGACGCCAUCACUGUCGAUGUUGCGGUCGUGUUUUCUGUCACAACUGCACGGAUCAGUCAACGCCAAUUCCAGCCUUUGGUUAUUAUCAACUUGUAAGAGUGUGUAAUCCCUGCUACGCUCUGAUAGAUGACAUGUUCUGUGAGGAGCCAGUUGUUUCUACAGGCGCCACGUGACAAGAGGGUUGGACAGCGUCGAAUAACUUGACUACCNCGUACUUAGAUUCAAAAUCAAACGGAAAACCAAGUAUCGUGCUCGAAAAUCUUCGUAACAAUACUAGAUGAGCUUCCGAGCCUUAUUCUCGAAUCACAGUACUUGAGAGUACUAGCUGCUUUAACUUGACAUCAUACGUUUACGUUAUUAGUUGCCUAGCAACGUCUUGGGUAAAUACCACCGCUUCAGUUGGUUCUUCAGACUGAAUCAUAUUCAAAACAGCAACUUGUUUGGGACCCAGCUUUUAUUAUAAAUAAGGACGAGAGAAUGGAUGUGUAAAAAUUGGAAAGAUGCUCUAAGAGCACAAACUCUAAGUUUAUUAUUCCAUCAAGUUUCACUCAACACGUUAGUCUUUGUAGUGUAGAGGUUUCAAUUUAGGUAACACAACGGAAUCAAGAAUCGCGCAAUUUGACAUGAA